AUGGAGUGGACGCUUCUGGUGAAUAAAAUAGAAGCCUCAAUUGUGGAGACUCUAAAUAGUAGAACUUCGAAAUUUCCUAGUAAUUUCUCAAAGACGACCUACAGGGAUGAAAAGAUGAGGGGGCAUUGGUUUGGUUUGAAGAUCCCUCCCUUUGUUGGAAAUGGCAACUCUAACAAACAGGAGCUGAGAAAGGCUGCCAAGUGGAGUGCCCCAAAAAGGGGUUGGGUCAAACUAAACUUUGAUGGAGCCUCCCGUGGGAACCCAGGCCCUGCAGGUAUUGGAUGUUGUUUGCAUGAUGAGGGUGGAAGGGAAUUAGCCAGGAUAGCCAAACCUAUAGUGUUUGAAUCCAAUUAUAAAGCUAAAAUAUUAGCCCUAAUUGAAGGUCUCCAUCUUUGUCAAAAUAGGGGUAUUCACAAUCUGGCCAUUGAAGGAGAUUCGACCAUUAUUAUCAAUGGCCUUAGAAAAGGCUCUCUACCUGAUUGGAAGUUGAAUGCGCUCUUGUCUAGAGCUCUAGGUCUCCUCGGAGAUUUCAAGAAAAUGACCUUCAACCACAUCUAUAGAGAGGGAAACUCCAGGGCAGAUGCAUUAGCUAAUGUAGGAGCUGAUGAGCAGUUCAUUAGUUAG
Molecule: messenger RNA, 624 nt
Organism: Cryptomeria japonica (Japanese cedar)
Lineage: Eukaryota; Viridiplantae; Streptophyta; Pinopsida; Cupressales; Cupressaceae
Exons: 1
Coding region: 1-624 (207 amino acids)
Molecular function (GO): nucleic acid binding; RNA-DNA hybrid ribonuclease activity
Source: RefSeq, a predicted model, not a curated record